UUAUGGCAUCAAAGUACUUAUAAAAAUAUCCAGUUCCUGAAAAUUUUCACUAAAUUUUGCAUGAUUUUACAAGAGAAGUAUUUAAAUAACUAAAUAUAUUUUCACAGGUUUUAAGGGAUUAACCAGAUGAUAUUAUAAAAUAUGGUAUGGAAUAUUUUGAAUCUAUGAGAGAUGGAAAACCAUUUAACUUUUAAAGCAAAUACAAUAUAGCUAAAGGAUAGGCAAUAGAAAAGAAAUAUUAAACAACUAAACCUAAAGAUUACAUAGAAUAAAGCAAAAAAGUUGUUGAUAUAUCCAAUUUAAAAUAAGAUGUUGAAAGAAAAUCCUCAGCACCUGCUGUCUCAUCUGUGAGAUAACUUUCAGCAGGUUCUUAAGCUAGCUUUCCAGAAGAGAAGAAAGCUGCUGUAGAUUAUGUUAAUGAACUAUAUUAAAAAGUUGAACAUGAUAUCGAUUAAUUUGAAUCUGGUAAAAGUGAAACUUAAAAUGCUUUUUUCUAACCUCAAUUUGUAAUUAUAAUAAAAUUAUAAUUAGGAUGGUAAAGACUUAGAAAAAAUAAUAAAAAUAUAAGCUAGUGCCAAAGGAAUGUUAGUUAGAAACUAAUUAAAAUAAUAACAAUAAGAAGGUAAUAUGAUAUAAGAGGAAGAAGAAGAAGUUUAUGUAUAAGUGGCAUAAAAGCCACAUGAGGAUGGUGAAGAUUAAGAUAACCUAUAAGAUGAAUAAAUUGAAUGA
Paramecium pentaurelia is the source of this 729-nucleotide messenger RNA. The record is from the annotation of a GenBank genome assembly. NCBI's taxonomy places the organism in Eukaryota, Ciliophora, Oligohymenophorea, Peniculida, Parameciidae.